AUGACGCACGCCAGCAGGGACAAUGGCUCCCCGAACCCUCACGGCGAGGACCGCGGUCUACUAGCAGCCGGCCACGACUUUGACGACGACGAAUACUUUGGCGUGGGCGACGACGAUGCCUUGAGCAGCGGCAGCGGAAGCGCGGACCUGACAAAGGGCGGCUCCGGCAAGGCCGAGGAUGCCAACGGAGGACAUACACCCCGGACGCCGGGCCGCGUGCGCUUCGACUUGACACCCGAGAUUGUCCCCGUCAGCAACGGCGAUGCAUUCGGCGGACAUGGAACGCGGCGCUCCGAGGACGAUGGAUACUUUGAUAUGGAGGAGGCGGCGAGCCCUGCGCGGGCGCAUCGCAUGCCGCUCCUGACGGGCAUUGAGGCGCCGAGCGUAACUGUCGCCAACUCGAUGGGCGACCCCGGGGAGCUGGCAGAGCAUGAGAUGAACCGACCAAAGUCAGGUCUAAAGUCGGCUUUUAUGAAUAUGGCCAACUCCAUCAUCGGCGCCGGUAUCAUCGGUCAGCCAUAUGCAGUGCGCCAGGCCGGUUUGGUAGGCGGCAUCCUGCUACUGGUCGGCUUGACGAUUGUGGUCGACUGGACUAUUUGUCUUAUCGUCAUCAACAGCAAGCUCAGCGGGACGAGCCACUUCCAGGGGACGGUCGAGCACUGCUUCGGACAGCCAGGCUUGAUCGCCAUCAGCGUCGCGCAGUGGGUUUUUGCAUUUGGCGGCAUGGUGGCGUACGGCGUCAUCGUGGGAGACACGAUCCCCCACGUGUUAAAGGCCAUAUGGCCAGACUUACCGAACGUCCCCGUGCUGGGCCUGCUUGCGAACCGGCAGGUGGCUAUAACGGUGUUUGUGCUGGGCAUUGGAUACCCGUUGACGUUGUAUCGGGAUAUUUCCAAGCUGGCAAAGGCGAGUACGUUUGCACUCGUCGGCAUGGUGGUCAUUGUCGUGACUGUGCUCGUGCAGGGUGUCUUGACGCCCGCGUCGGAGCGAGGGUCGUUUAGCCCUUCGCUUCUCCUCGUCAACGAUGGCUUCUUUCAAGCAAUUGGCGUUAUUUCAUUUGCAUUUGUCUGUCAUCACAACUCAUUACUCAUUUACGGGUCUCUCAAGACCCCUACCAUCGACAACUUUUCCCGAGUUACUCACUACUCUACUGGAGUGUCGAUGCUCUUCUGCCUUGUCCUUGCACUAGGCGGCUUCCUCACAUUUGGCGACAAGACGCUGGGCAAUGUUCUCAACAACUUUCCCGCCGACAGCACAAUGGUCAACGUGGCGCGUCUCUGCUUCGGCCUCAACAUGCUCACGACACUACCCCUCGAGGCGUUUGUGUGUCGUGAGGUGAUGCUGACCUACUUUUUCCCGGAUGAACCCUUCAACAUGAACCGGCAUCUGCUGUUUAGCACGAGUCUCGUGGUAGCGGCGCUGGUGCUGAGCUUGGUGACAUGUGAUCUGGGUGCCGUGUUUGAGCUGGUGGGCGCAACGAGCGCAGUAGCCAUGGCGUAUAUCCUACCACCCAUGUGCUACAUCAAGCUGACGACGCGGAGCUGGCGGACAUACAUGGCAUAUGCAGUCGUGGUAUUCGGAGUCGUCGUCAUGGUCAUCAGCGUGCUCCAGGCAGUGCAGAAGAUGAUAAGCAACAAGGACGGACCGGCGGUGUGCGCAUAA
Messenger RNA from Fusarium vanettenii 77-13-4, 1662 nucleotides. RefSeq lists its product as uncharacterized. The coding region runs from base 1 to 1662 and encodes 553 amino acids. Gene Ontology annotation, cellular component: endoplasmic reticulum. Gene Ontology annotation, biological process: amino acid transmembrane transport. NCBI's taxonomy places the organism in Eukaryota, Fungi, Ascomycota, Sordariomycetes, Hypocreales, Nectriaceae. The record is from RefSeq and is a predicted model, not a curated record. The transcript is spliced from 4 exons. Gene Ontology annotation, molecular function: amino acid transmembrane transporter activity.